Molecule: messenger RNA, 976 nt
Organism: Ctenocephalides felis (cat flea)
Lineage: Eukaryota; Metazoa; Arthropoda; Insecta; Siphonaptera; Pulicidae
Product: RYamide receptor-like
Exons: 4
Coding region: 6-683 (225 amino acids)
Biological process (GO): neuropeptide signaling pathway
Cellular component (GO): membrane
Molecular function (GO): neuropeptide receptor activity
Source: RefSeq, a predicted model, not a curated record
UGAAAAUGAUGUUGACUGUGGUCGUCGUAUUUACCGUAUGCUGGAUGCCGUUUAAUAUUUUAAUGGUGAUAUGGACUAACGACGAAUCCCUCGGAGGUUGGCCUCCCCUGCCGUACGUGUGGUUUUCCUUCCAUUGGCUAGCGAUGUCGCAUUCGUGCUACAACCCAAUAAUCUAUUGUUACAUGAACGCACGUUUCCGCGACGGAUUCGCUAUCCUGCUGAGUCCAGUGCCGUGCGUAGGCAAGCUGUUCAGGGGGCGCAGGCGGACGGGCACCGAAAACGGGGGCACCAUUGGCGGAGGCACGUCUGCCAGCAUGGGAGAUCAUAGAUAUGGACAUCCGAUGUUUGACCUCUCGUUGCCGCCCAGGUCUGGAGCAGGAGCACAUCGGCCUCCGUCGAAUGAACACCUGCAGCACGUACAUCAGCGUCAAGCGGAAAUCGUCGCCGGCUCGUUGCCACUGCUCCUUGCUAAACGGCGGCAACUCGACGCAGUUCUCGCCCAUGAUGGUCCAGACGCAGGUGAUGGCUGCGCCAAUCUCGCGGGCGAAUUCGCUGAGACGACCAGGGACUCUUACGGGAAAUGGCGCCUCUUACGAGAACAAACUAGAGGCGUUCUCCGAGGACCAGAUCUAGAGGUGGUGAAAGAGGAAGAUGAAAGUGACUUGGUGUAUUGUCAUUGGUGAUGAUGGGGUGAUGUAGGAUGAUAUAAUUAACUGAAGGAUUUUUGGGUGAAGUACCAUGUACUAUCAAAUAUUCAGUGCUAUAAAAUUCUAGUGAUUCUGUGAUGUAAUUAUAUAUAGUGACUGAGUGAAAAUAUCUUGUAUAUAAAAAAUUAUCAAAAUGUUGAUUUAUGCCAAAAUUAAAUUAUCAAAUAGUAUAUCAUUGCUGUUAUGUCAACUCAAACUGCAUAUUGUGGAUGAUUUCAUAAUAUUAGACCAUUAUAUUGUUGAUCAUAAAUUAUCUAUAUCAAUAUAAA